This is a messenger RNA of Didymodactylos carnosus, 992 nucleotides long. The record is from the annotation of a GenBank genome assembly. NCBI's taxonomy places the organism in Eukaryota, Metazoa, Rotifera, Eurotatoria, Philodinida, Philodinidae.
AUGUUAUUUCAAGACGAGUAUCCGUUACAAUUUCUUCCAUUUCACGUACAUAAUGUUCUUAUUGACACAUCUGUAUUACCAUCAAAUAUAAUGUCAUUACAUGAUGAUAAAUUUAUUGAUUUUGUUAAAGCAGAAGCCGGUGAUGCAGCUGCUGCUCUACUUGAAGUUCAAGGUCAACAUUAUUCUAUAUCAAUACAAAAUGAUUUAGAUGGCGUAUUAAAAGGUAAUAUAAAAUGUUGUUGUGAAAAAUGGUUGUCAUUGACAUUAAGACGUGGUAAAUUUCAAAUGUCUAACUUCUAUAGACAUUUACAAGGUUUACGUAAUGGUAAUAUAUGUAAUGCAAUGAAAGAAAUGAUAAAUAAUUCUCAACCAACAUCAUCGUUAUCAACAAAUAAUCAACAACCAUUUACAACACCAGAUAAUGUACCUCAACAAAUAUUGUCACCAAAUCUCGUGCCUACUAUAUCACCACUGGUCACAGUUCCAUCAAUUUCAACUUCAUCUACAUUAUCUUCUGUCUCAAUAUCAACAGAGGAUGAAAGUAUCAGAAAACCAUCAUCGUCAUUAGUAACGAAGAGACAAGUAAAAAGAAAGAUUCAAAUUAUAGAACCUUCAUACAACACAAGAGAAUCAGCAAAAAGAACAAGAAGAAGAUAAGAUUUACAUUUAUUUGUUUGUACUUCUUAACUUAGUUCUUUGAUGGUCUCUUAUUCAAUAAGUUUUUAUAUUAAAUGGAUGUUCUUUUAACUUAGUACUUCACUUAUUCUUCUCUUGCAUGCUUGUUCUGUUCAGUAAUUGAUUGUUUUUAUGCUUAUAAGUUCGUUUUUUCAAAUUGUUUUUUACAUUUUACCAGUGGUUUUAAACAAAUAUAUAAAAUACUGAUAGUAGUAUCAGUAAUAUAUAUAUGUAGCUAUAUAUAACUCGCUAAGUCAAGAUCUAGAUUUCGUGUGCUUUUUUCUGAUUCUAGUUUUUCGAUUGUCGGUUAACCGAAA